CAAUAACCUCUCUCCCAGCACACACGACACGCACCCACAGUUCCACAAAAAUGGCUCGCGCCUCUCCGGUCGUCCUCGUCUUGGUAGCCGCAGGCCUCGCGGCGGGGGCCAGCGCGACGUCAACGCCGCUCACCAUCACCAACCGGUGCUCCUUCACGGUGUGGCCGGCGGUCGCCCCGGCAGGCCUCGGCACCGAGCUCCACCCGGGAGCCAACUGGAGCGUCGACGAGUCGGCGUUCGACAGCCCCGCGUCCAUAUGGGGGCGCACGGGCUGUUCCUUCGACGCGGCAGGCAGUGGGCUGUGCCGGACGGCCGACUGCGGUAGCGGGCUGCGGUGCGCUACCACCGACCCCCCGGCGCCGGUGACCAGGGCCCAGGUGGCCAGCUCCGAGGGCUUCUACCACUACGGCAUCACUACGGACAAGGGGUUCAACCUGCCGCUGGACCUCACGUGCAGCUCCGGCGACGCGCUACGGUGCCGGGAGGAGGGAUGCCACGACGCGUUCCCCUACGUGGAGUUCAACGAGCACGCCUGCACCGCCGCUGGCAGCCGGCUCCAGAUCGUCUUCUGCCCAUGAUGAGCCAUCGGCAGAACAUGGAGUAUAUAACCAUAUAACAUACACAUAUAGUACGUGUAUCACGGUUGUAGUACACACCCAGACGUGUCAUGUAUUCCCAGCGGUACGUACACUCAUGAAUGCACGUGCGAGUUUCCAAUAAAGUUGUGAUGCAUGUGUGAUGUGCCUUUCA
This is a messenger RNA of Hordeum vulgare subsp. vulgare (domesticated barley), 750 nucleotides long. Its product is annotated as thaumatin-like protein. The record is from RefSeq and is a predicted model, not a curated record. Gene Ontology annotation, biological process: defense response. The coding region runs from base 51 to 578 and encodes 175 amino acids. Lineage: Eukaryota; Viridiplantae; Streptophyta; Magnoliopsida; Poales; Poaceae. Gene Ontology annotation, cellular component: extracellular region. The transcript has a single exon.